This is a messenger RNA of Amphibalanus amphitrite, 3146 nucleotides long. RefSeq names its product synaptic vesicle glycoprotein 2A-like. Gene Ontology annotation, cellular component: membrane. The coding region runs from base 230 to 1795 and encodes 521 amino acids. The transcript has 12 exons. Lineage: Eukaryota; Metazoa; Arthropoda; Thecostraca; Balanomorpha; Balanidae. The record is from RefSeq and is a predicted model, not a curated record. Gene Ontology annotation, molecular function: transmembrane transporter activity. Gene Ontology annotation, biological process: transmembrane transport.
ACGAUAACUGCAUGAAUAUGCGCCCCGGUACCACUAUAGUACCACACAGAACACUGGUGAUGUUUCAGUAGGUAUUGUUAAACAAAUGAUAAAAAUGAAUAUUGAUUUAGAUAUUUUAGCAAUAAGCUAGUAUUUAAAUAUCAAUAAUCAAUAUUUAUUCCUUCAAAUUUAAGUAUUCCUGCCCCAGCCACUUCAAAUUGGCUGAACAGGCUGUCACCUAGGCAAGGUCAUGCUGCACCGGCCUCAGAAAGAAGAGAGCAUUGCUCUUUUGGAGCACAGCGACGAUGACGACGGACCAGUAUCUGGCGGCCGUCGCGUUGAGUACGACGCAGCGCUGUCGGCGGCCGGGUUCGGUCGCUUCCAGUACUGGCUGGUGCUGACCAUCGGAUGGGCCAAUGCCGCCGACGCUGUGGAGCUGCUGAGUGUGUCGUCGCUGCUGCCGGCGGCCGAGUGUGACCUCCAGAUGACGGCCGAGCAGAAAGGAUACCUGACCGCCUCCUCGUUCAUCGGUCUGAUGGUCGGCGGCUGCGUUUGGGGCGGUCUCGGUGACGCCAUCGGACGGAAGGCCACGCUGGUCUCUGCGCUCCUCUUUAACGCCUUCUUCGGUCUGGUCUCCUCGCUGAUGCAGAGCUUCUGGCCUUUCCUGGCGUGUCGCUUCCUCAGCGGAGUCGGGGUGGGCGGUGCCACACCGCUGGUGUUCGCCUAUUUCUCCGAGUUUUCACCGAGCGAAUAUCGGGGGAGGAUGAUUGCCGUUGUCUCCUACUUCUGGAUCAUCGGAAACACGCUGGUAGCAGGUAUGGCCUGGCUAAUGAUCCCCGCCGAUAUUGGGUGGACAGAAGGACCGUUCAAGUACAACUCAUGGCGCAUAUUUGUCCUCUUCGCCACGCUGCCCAGCUUCCUGUCAGCGCUGGCUCUGACGCGGUUCCCCCGGAGCCCCAAGUUUCUGCUGGCCGAGGGCCGCGACACAGAGGCCCUGGAGAUUCUGCGAGAGGUGCACCGUAUCAACGCGCAUGGGAAGGUCGGCGAUUACCCGGUGUCCAGUCUGGAGCAGGUGCGUCACGAGGACUCGCGGCGCCGCCAGUCGGCCGGCGAUGUUCUCCGUGUGAUGAUAGGGAACGUGGCCGACCUGUUCAGAACCUGCCUGCGCCCGCUGGUCGUUCUGCUCGGCAUAGAGUUCGCCAUACAGUUCGGCUACUACGGCCUCUGGGUGUGGUUUCCGGAGCUGUUCAACCGUCUCGAGCAGUACCAGGAGGCUCACCCGUCGGCCGCGCCGGCCGCCAUGUGUGAUAUCAUAGACGCUUCGGUGAACGGCACGGCGGUCGACCCGUGCGCCGCUGCCGCCAGUCCCAGCGCCUAUAUGGAUGAGUUCAUAGUGGCCGCGGCGCCGGCCCUGCUCAAUAUGUGGACCAUCUUCCACAUGGAUAAACUCGGCAGGAAGUUCUUUCUCGUGAUCGGCCUAGCCAUGUCGAGUGGCAGCGUCUUUCUCAUCUACCUGGUGAAGAAGACGUGGCAGAACCUGGCGCUGUCCUGUCUGUUCGGCUCCGUCUCCAACCUCAGCUUCAGCGCCAUCAACUGCGUGUCGGCAGAGCUGUUCCCCACACAUCUCCGGUCGACAGCUAUCGCUGUGCUGAUGCUGGUGGCCCGUAUCGGCGCCAUAGCCGGUCAGGCUGUGUUCGGGGAGCUUCUGUACCUCAACUGCGCCAUACCUAUACUGAUGGUGGCCGCUCUCCUCAUGGGUGGCGCCUUGCUAUCGUGUCUCCUGCCUAAGACGGACGGCGCCAAGCUGCCCGAGUGAUUCCGUUAGGGACCGGUCUGAGGUCACUGACGGCUCCCGUAUGGACCACCUAUUCGGAACUUUUCGGAGUCGACAGACAAGAGGGCCCUGCAGGUCAGCUGGCCAUACGGGGAGCGAGGCAGCGGGCGGGCUUGUCGGGAUGAAGGCCGGAACUGUCCCACCUUCUCGCCAUUCCUGGCUCGCCAUUUUGUGUUGAUCGGGUAGGGCACGGGGUUAGGUGAACGACUGGCCAACUCUGGCUUAACUCCUCAGGGUAGAUGGAGCCACCGUCGGCGGCUCAGAAAAGGACUGGACACAUAAGGGUAUAUGCUACGUACAAUUGCUCUCCCGGUCCCUCUGGUAGGCGACUUGAGGUCGAUGAUUAAGAAUAAUUGACAAGCUUGUGCCAUGACGUCAUAACUCGUCACACACAUGUGAUUGUAUUCAUCCGUUGGCUCCCACCGAGCGCAGCUUUCUUUUGAGUGCCUUCGGCUGAUUGCAGUCCCAGCUUGGGAACACUUCGGGUCCCACAGUGAGAAAAAAACAGUCAUGAGUCUGGACUAGGGUCUAGGAGAGUCUGGUUGGGGUCCGGUACGCUCUGAAUAGUCCACAAGGCAUUCCCUCGGGGAUAGAGAGCUGGAUGAGCUUUUAUCAUAUCGCAGUGACUGCUAACCGAACAGUAUGCUACACUUUCUACACAAUUGAGUGAGGUUUCGCUGUGCCUCCGAUUCAGUAUUUUGUUUUGUGUUUUUAAAUGAAAAUGUGCUAUUAUUCAUGAUAGUUAUGAAUAAGUAGGUGAAAAACUGACAAGUCUUAUGCAGAAGAAAACAUCAGCUUAUAGUUUAUUUUAAUGUGAAUAUCGGUUCUUACAAAGUGCCUUUUCUUGCAUUGUUUCUUUAUAUUCAUUAUUGGUAGAGUUUUCGACUCUCUCACUGCAUUUCCAACUCCAAGGGACCAAAUAAGGAAGAGUUGUGAGCUAUAGGGCUGAACCUUCUCACUCGUAUUCAAGGUUUGUCGUUCACAUGGCAGGGAAAGAGGAGGCACUUGAUAAUAUUGAAUAGCCUAUCAGAAGAGCCGAGACAUCUUAGUGGCCUCCUGGCUCAGGUAUCUGAUGCUAGAGCACGGAAUGGCCGUCCGCCACCCAUGGAAGGUCGACAGCCUUAUUGUGCUCGUAUUCCGUAAACUGUGAUUCCAGUGAUGUGUCUGGUUGUAGCGUACGCCUGAGUGAUUUCUCACAAAGUUGCCUGUUUUGUGGGGUGUGCUUGGAACAAUAUUGUGUGUUGGACUAGUUUGAUGUUGUGAUAUGUUUUAGCAAGCUGUGGAUAGAUAUAAUGGUUUAUGAUGUGAAAUAUAUUUUAUGGAAAUCCGUCCA